Dacryopinax primogenitus is the source of this 375-nucleotide messenger RNA. RefSeq lists its product as uncharacterized. The annotation marks the transcript as partial. NCBI's taxonomy places the organism in Eukaryota, Fungi, Basidiomycota, Dacrymycetes, Dacrymycetales, Dacrymycetaceae. The transcript is spliced from 2 exons. The record is from RefSeq and is a predicted model, not a curated record.
GAAACAGGCUCCAUAUUAUUGUGUCAACUACAUCCAAGGAUCAAUGAGUACAACAAUGUGAUGAUGUACCUCUUCCAAUGUAACAUGGACAUUCAGUACCUUGCAUCAGGAGAAGCAUCUAGGGCUGCGUUGUAUUACAUCACGGACUACAUGACAAAGGCUUCCCUGAAGGCACAUGCUGGGGUUACUGUGAUGCUCUACAAAUUUUGUGAGGAUGAAGGAGCACCCUGUGCAGUGCAAUCAAAGAGUUUGCUUGUGAAACUGGUGAACCAAAUUGAUGCCUCUCAAGAGACUUCACAUCAGCAGCUGAUGAGUUUCUAUGUCAGAGGGGGGGAUUGUUAUACAUCACACAAUUUUUCUUUGCUUCAUUGGGGG